AUGUCGCAAGAAUACGCCAAAAAUCAGCCUAAGGGCUUUAGUAACCACAUUGAAAGGGUUGCCAUCGUUGGGGCUGGAGGCAGGCUUGGAGGAUUUAUCAUAAAGGAGCUGUGUAAAACAGGAAAGCAUACUGUUACUGCGAUAACACGUGCUACAAGCACCACUAAAUUACCUGACAGUGUCCAAGCCGCCCUAGUUGACUAUGACGAUGAGGAUUCACUGGUUAAGGCUCUCCACGGACAGCAAUUCCUCAUUAUUACUCUCGCCUUCGAUGCACCUGGCGAUACCCAACCCAAGUUGAUCCGGGCGGCUGCUAAAGCAGGUGUGCCGUAUGUCAUGCCUAACUGGUUCGCCUUUGAUUUCGCCAACGAACAGUUGAUGAAAGAUACUCCUGUGCCGCCAGAAGUUGAGGGUGUGAGUUCUCUGAUUGAAAGUCUCGGUGUCAGUUCAUGGGUAGUUCUCACCACCGGGCUGUGGUAUGAAUACGUCCUCUAUUCCGACAAUUAUGGCAUAGACAUUCGAAAUCGCAGCGUCUUAUGGAUCGAUGACGCCCGUGUCCGCUAUAGUAGUUCUACUUGGCCUCAGAUGGCUAAGGCAAUUACUGCCUUAGUCUCACUUAAAGAAUUUCCAGACGACGAGAACGACAAGCUACCCACGUUGUCGCAGCUACGAAACAAUGUGGUGUAUAUUGCUAGUUUCUCGCCAACCCAGAAAGAAGUUUUUAACAGUGUUAAGAAGGCGACAGGCACUAGCGAUAAAGAUUGGACUUUCACAAGCAAAACCUCUAAGGACCAUUAUGAGGAAGGUGCGGCGAAGACGCAGAAGGGAGAUCUGUCUGGCUUCGGGACGCAGAUAUUUGGGCGUCUUUCGUUUCCAACAGGGGAGGGUGAUUAUGAGAGUAGGCGGGGGCUUCAUAACAAGACUCUGGGGUUGUCAAUUGAAGACAUAGAUGCUUAUACGGGGAUUGUUGUGGAAGCGAUUAGUAGCAAUCAGGGCCUUUAUGCCGGGACUGUUGUGGCACCGGUUAGUAGCCAUAAGGCCCUUUCUGCCCAGGGUCGAGACAUUUAA
Molecule: messenger RNA, 1068 nt
Organism: Metarhizium brunneum ARSEF 3297
Lineage: Eukaryota; Fungi; Ascomycota; Sordariomycetes; Hypocreales; Clavicipitaceae
Source: RefSeq, a predicted model, not a curated record